UUUGAUGUCAUUGUGAAACGCGCCAUGAGGCUUCAAGGCAUGAACAAAACACGCCUAAAUAUUUAUGAGACGAAGCUUUGCAGACGAUGACUGAAGGGAAGCUUUGUUUACAAAGCGGUCGGAAGCUGGACUUUUAUCGGUGCAGCUGGGAAAGGCAGGAGGAUGAUGAUGCUUCAUGGAGGUAAAGACAUUCCCCUAUAAGGGGACAUAAAACACCUCAAACUCACCGCAGAUGCAGCAGGAUCACCUCUGCUUUCACUGUUAGCUCCCUGUACUUGGUGAGAUUUAUCUUUUAUCUAACUUAGGCCUGUUUCAAAUCACAGAUAAGCCAAAAAAUGUUUACCGGCAGCAACAUUUUUCCCACACACCCUCGUUGAAAGUGCUGCAGGGUUUCGCAGCCAACAGCCGACUCCCACCUCUGUGAGGAUUUUGCUGCCGUUGCACCACCUUCACCUCAGGCUCUCCUUUUUUAUUACUUCAAUUGUUGACGGGGUUGUCAUGGUUUUGUCAUAAAUAUUUAAAAAGUGAUUCACAUUUUUCUGAAAUCUUUCUAGGAAAGAUAAUGUGGGAAUUUAAGGAAAAUGUUGAGGUUUAAUCUGGAGCUUUCUUUCAAUGUCAUCCCUGCGUCGCAGAGCUGGAAAGAGGAAAUUCUGGUAUGUGCGUCUCACUUGUGAGGUUGCACCAAUGGGAGGCAGCAUAAAGGAGGAGCUUCACUUCACUGAAAUCCCAGUUUUUCCUUUUCCAUCUGCUGGUUGGUGAGGUGCGAGCUCCCAGUAGCAGGAGUUAAGCUGCUUUUUUGUGUUUUAUCGCUCUCAUCUGUGAAUUACUCAUCUUUACCUGCAUCAAUCUGGAUUACUGAACCUUUCUGGUGGUUUUCUGAGCUGGAAUGUCAUUCUCUUGAACUGAGGCUGCUGUAAUGAGAGCCUCUAUCCUUGGAUUCGUGUGUGCUCUCCUUCUGCUGUUAAGGGAGCCUGGUUGCCACGGUGAUGAGGUCACCUCCAGCACAGUCAAUCCAUGCUGCUAUUUCCCCUGCCAGCACUGGGGCGUGUGCGUGCGCACCACACAGGAGGAGUAUGAGUGUGACUGCACCCGCACCGGCUACUAUGGAGAAAACUGCACCAUCCCUGAGUUUUUCACCAGAGUGCGUUACUUCCUCAAACCAAGCCCCAACGUGGUGCAUUACAUCCUCACACACUUCCACUGGCUCUGGGACAUCAUCAACAGCACGUUCCUACGAGAAACCCUCAUGCGUUUAGUUUUAACAGUGAGAUCCAACUUGAUACCCAACCCUCCAACUUUCAACUCAAAGUAUGGCUACCUCAACUGGGAAUCCUACUAUAAUCUCAGCUACUACACUCGAAUUCUGCCCCCCGUGCCCGAAGACUGCCCAUCACCUGUGGGAGCCAAAGGCAGAGCCGAGCUGCCUGACCCGGAGGUUGUGGUGGAGCGGCUGCUGAAGAGAAGGACAUUCAGACCCGACCCUCAGGGCUCCAACCUCAUGUUUGCGUUCUUCGCCCAGCACUUCACCCACCAGUUCUUCAAGACCUACAACCGCAUGGGUGUGGGCUUCACUAAGGCUCUGAGCCACGGGGUGGAUGCAGGACACAUUUAUGGAGAUAACCUGGAGCGUCAGCUGGCUCUCAGGCUUUUUAAAGAUGGAAAACUGAAAUAUCAGGUAAUUGAUGGCGAGAUGUUCCCUCCGUCUGUGGUUGAUGCGCCGGUGUACAUGAGCUACCCCCCCGGGGUUCCUGCUGAGCGUCAGAUGGCCAUCGGGCAGGAGGUGUUCGGACUCCUGCCGGGUUUGGGACUGUACGCCACUCUGUGGCUGCGGGAGCACAACCGCAUCUGUGACGUCCUGAAGGCGGAGCAUCCUGUGUGGGACGACGAGCAGCUCUUCCAGACGGCACGCCUCAUCGUCAUUGGCGAGACGAUACGAAUCGUCAUCGAGGAGUACGUGCAGCACCUCAGCGGCUACCUCCUGGACCUGAAGUUCGACCCCACGCUGCUGUUCAACUCCCAGUUCCAGUACGGGAACCGCAUCUCGCUGGAGUUCAGCCAGCUGUACCACUGGCACCCUUUGAUGCCCGACAGCUUCCACAUAAACGGAGAUGAGCUGUCGUACAAACACUUCCUGUUCAACACGUCCAUUCUCACUCACUACGGCGUGGAAAAGCUGGUGGAUUCCUUCUCCCGCCAAAUCGCCGGCCAGAUCGGUGGGGGCCACAACAUCAACGCCGUGGUGACCCACGUCGCCGUGGGAACAAUUAAGGAGUCUCGCCAGCUCCGGAUCCAGCCUUUCAACGAGUACAGGAAGCGUUUUAACCUGCAGCCGUACGCCUCUUUCAGAGACUUCUCGGAUAAUGAGGAGAUAGCCCAAACGCUUGAAGAGCUGUAUGGGGAUAUCGACGCUCUGGAGUUUUAUCCCGCCCUAAUGUUGGAGAAAACGCGACCGGGGGCCAUAUUUGGGGAGAGCAUGGUGGAGAUGGGGGCGCCCUUCUCUCUCAAAGGCCUCCUGGGGAACCCCAUAUGUUCCCCGGAUUACUGGAAGCCCAGCACCUUCGGCGGGAAAGUCGGCUUUGACAUAGUGAACACAGCCAGCCUGAAGAAGCUGGUCUGUCUGAACAGCAGGACGUGUCCGUACGUGUCGUUCCGAGUUCCAGCUGAGGAGAAAUCACAACCGGGGAAGGAAUGUCCCGACGAGCUAUGACCAUGAGCAGCCCCCACAGGGUCCAGGCUUUUAUUACACCCCCGCAUGAAGGGAGAACAAACGUACGGCCGGAGAACUGUUUGGGCACGGAAAUCAGAGCUCAGCGUGGAUGUUUUCCUUUUUCUGUCUUGUGGAAGCAGUUUUGGUCCCUGAAGAGUUUUCUCAUGCAAGAGUUUUGACUACAGAUACAUGUAAUGGCUUCUGCAUUCACUGGGAGAAAAACAAAGCAAAUAAAAAUGUAUAGUUUUUUUACAUAAUAAAUCGGGCAGCUGCUCAAAUCUUUA
This is a messenger RNA of Oryzias melastigma (Indian medaka), 2991 nucleotides long. Its product is annotated as prostaglandin G/H synthase 1. Gene Ontology annotation, cellular component: neuron projection; cytoplasm. Gene Ontology annotation, molecular function: oxidoreductase activity, acting on single donors with incorporation of molecular oxygen, incorporation of two atoms of oxygen; prostaglandin-endoperoxide synthase activity; peroxidase activity. Gene Ontology annotation, biological process: response to oxidative stress; cyclooxygenase pathway. The transcript is spliced from 11 exons. The record is from RefSeq and is a predicted model, not a curated record. Bases 917 to 2707 code for a protein of 596 amino acids. NCBI's taxonomy places the organism in Eukaryota, Metazoa, Chordata, Actinopteri, Beloniformes, Adrianichthyidae.